This is a messenger RNA of Closterium sp. NIES-67, 869 nucleotides long. NCBI's taxonomy places the organism in Eukaryota, Viridiplantae, Streptophyta, Zygnematophyceae, Desmidiales, Closteriaceae. The record is from the annotation of a GenBank genome assembly.
CCCGUCCCUCCAUCCGAGGCUGCUUUGAUCCUGGGUAUAACAACUCCAGCGACCUUGUUUUAUCAUUGGCCCUGUUACCUCCAUUUUCGAUUCAGUGGUCGACACCCGUUCCAGUGAUCGACGCCCAUCCCAGUGGUCGACGUCUCUCUUCUGUACUCUGUUAUGGCGUCCACUGCUAGCAGAUGGGUGAAGCCCGAGGUAUACCCACUCCUCGCGGCCGUGGGAACCGCAGCCGGGCUCUCCAUUUUUGCCUUGACACGGAAGAUUAUCGCUGACCCCGGAAUCAGUGUGAGCAAGGAGGUCAGAGCCCAUGGCAUGGCUGACGAUCUGAAGCAAGGUCAGAAGUACAAGAUGCAUUUUGUUAGAAGAGCUGUGGCCGACCGUUCUCCUGAAAUCAUGCCUGCCUUCAAUCGGUGGUGUAUCGGAUCACCUAAGUAAAAGCUUACGUUUCCCCGGAAACUUUCAAUGCGGCGUACGGUGUUCAGUGAACGAUUCUGCUCAACAUGCUCAAGUCUUAUUCAUGUCGGUGGUAUCGGGCAUUGAUUAAUUGCUAACUGGACAUCGCCGUACACCAACCGGCACACCAACCGGCUAAGUAGCACUGACGGAGUGUACCCUUGACUCCAUGAAUAUGUAUGUCGUAAAAGUGAAGUCACUACAUUUAUGGUAAACCUAGCUGGUUGAGGCGCACUGGGCUCGGCCUAAUUGUCCUGGGUCCUGGGUCACAGGCAGAUAUAUCGAGCAUGAUUCGAUCAUAACCACAUCCCCCGACUGGAAGCGGAAAUGUCGAAUAAUUUUUUGAUACGGAGAUUGUAGCUAUGACCGUUUCUGUAAGUUAUUUUGGUUUGACAAAUGCAAACGGACAAAAU